This is a messenger RNA of Aphanomyces astaci, 540 nucleotides long. RefSeq lists its product as hypothetical. The record is from RefSeq and is a predicted model, not a curated record. The coding region runs from base 72 to 323 and encodes 83 amino acids. NCBI's taxonomy places the organism in Eukaryota, Oomycota, Saprolegniomycetes, Saprolegniales, Verrucalvaceae. The transcript has a single exon.
GCUUAAGGGGAUGCAGACAAACACCAAAUCCGCUGAGCUUGGCUCUUGACGCUCUUGAUCAGCACGGGCUGAUGGAGGUAGUGCAUCACACACCCCAUAUACGACGAAAUGAUGACCCCCGGCAUAUGGGGGACAUCCAGUGGAGUGCGCCGGAACUGCUCCUGGAAGACUGCGACGAAAACAUCGACGUACACUCCUUUGGGGUGGUGCUGACGGAAUUGGACACGCGCGAGGUCCUGUUUGCCGCGGAAAUGGUGGCGAUGCCGCGCGCCGAAGAAAUGAUGAAGCUGUUCACACGUGGUGCGGCCGGCCAUGUCCGCUGAGUAUCUGGAACAUGACGUUUCCGUGCGCCCCACGAGUGAGCGCGCGCGUGCUGCUACGGCUGUGGACCCAUGUCGGAACUUACCCGACAAGGAAUUUCGCUACGUUAGGACCGCACGAGUAAGUUGAUGGAAGGACGACAUUUGAGUACAGUAACGUUGCUGCAAUUUGUUGCACGGUUUCAAAUCCGGAUAAUAAUCGUUACUAUUAAUACUUGAA